UCGUCUUCAUUUUGCUUUUAUUAUUUGGAAGUUGUUGUUUGAAAUAUUGUUUAAAGAGCAAUCCUUAGGAGUUUAAAUAUUUCGACUUAUUUGGCAAAAGAAUAUUUCGAGGAACUGAAUUAGGUGUUUUCACGAUUUUCAGAGACAAGCUAAAAUCAAAAUUCCAACAAAAGAAAUGGGGGACUACAAACAACUUAAUAAGGAUUUAAUAGAUGCCAAUCGGGAACUGAAACAAACAAUAGCUGCAUACCAAAGGGAGUUGAAUUCAAUGCGCGCCGAACUAAUAGAGCAUCAUCGCUUAAGAAUAGAAUCAGAGCGCGAUUGCCGCGAUCGCAUGCUCUCAUUUGCGACAAAGAAUUUUAAAAAUUUUCUAUCUUCUUUACGAGAGAUUGAUACAAAUAUAAAUGUAAUGGAUUUACUGGGUUAUGAUAAUUGUGUACAGAAUGGAAGUUAUAAUGUUGGCGUAAGUUGCCAAAGUGAUAGCACUCGUGCAAGUCGUAGAAGCAUCCACCUUGCAAAGGAAUUUCGUCGCUCCAGUGCGCUGUGCCGUCAACAUAGUGUAUUGCAAAUAUCACCAACACGACGACAUAACGCGGACAAUGCGAUAAACGAUGAAACCGAGAUGGAGGCAGUUAGUGAGCAAAGCGGCAGCGAUAUGGAUUUGGAAAACUCAAUGAGUGAAGAAAAUGUAAUAGAUGUUGAAAAUGACCAGACUGGCGAAAAUGAAGAGUUACGUUGCAUAAGGGAAACCAAUGAAGAAGAAUCUGAAGAUGAGAUUGCUAUGCACAGAAGUGGUGAAGGUCCAACAUUUAUGAGACAGCCCAUAAAAAAUCUAACAAAUUUGGAUAUGGAAGAUAGACAACCGAAAGCAAAUAUUGUAACAAAACGCGGUAAACACCAUCAUAGACGAAGCGACAUUGAAAACUCGAUUGAAGUUGCACGUAAUAUUGGGCAGGAUUCUACAUAUACGCCGUCAAGUUAUGUGAACGAAAUAGAGGUGGAAGAUAACUUGGUCGCUUCAAUGCACCGUUCUUUGCAUCUAUCACAUAGCACAUACAAUAUGCGCGAAUUAAACGAGCAAUGUGAUGCAGGAAAGGACUCCCCUUCACUUAAUAUAGACGAAUUUAACCGGCCUCUUAUGGUUCGAGUGCAUCGAAUACGUGAGCCAUCGCAUAUUGGGGUUCACUUCGAGAAUGAAGAACACACAAUUACAACAAAGUCUUUGUUGUGUGAGCAUUUGUUAGAAACCGGAAAGAACGGAGAGCUUAGUUUGGGUUUAACCGAAUUUUCAAUGGGCAAUUUUAUGGACGCACCAUGCAGUACACCUUGUCACAGCAUAGCAGCAGCGGUGGCCGCUGCAAUAACGGAAGAAACUAAUAAUUCAUCCUCCGUCAGCCCAUUGUCGCAGACCACAAGCCAGAGUACGCGACCAUCACGAAGAUGUGCGCCAAAAGCAUUGGCAGAACCAAGUUUAAGAGAUAAGCUUCGCAGCGAUAGUGGCAAGAGAAGAGCCACAUCAAAAAAACGUUGAAUAGUAUAUUUGUUCAUUAAAAACAACAGUACAAUGCUCAAAAUAUGAAUAUUUACGUAGUAAAUAGUUUAAUUUGCAUUAUUUAAUUUUCUUGAUAAAUUUAAUAAAAAGUUUUCACAUCUGCUCUUUAAAUGUAUGGUGGAGUAAAAAAACGAAUAUAACUGAAGUUUU
Molecule: messenger RNA, 1702 nt
Organism: Anastrepha ludens (Mexican fruit fly)
Lineage: Eukaryota; Metazoa; Arthropoda; Insecta; Diptera; Tephritidae
Exons: 4
Coding region: 176-1531 (451 amino acids)
Biological process (GO): meiotic chromosome segregation
Cellular component (GO): nucleus; chromosome, centromeric region
Source: RefSeq, a predicted model, not a curated record